Molecule: messenger RNA, 1271 nt
Organism: Pomacea canaliculata
Lineage: Eukaryota; Metazoa; Mollusca; Gastropoda; Architaenioglossa; Ampullariidae
Product: NADH dehydrogenase [ubiquinone] 1 alpha subcomplex subunit 10, mitochondrial-like
Biological process (GO): mitochondrial electron transport, NADH to ubiquinone
Cellular component (GO): cytoplasm
Source: RefSeq, a predicted model, not a curated record
CUUCCGGUCAGGGGAAGUAAUUUUGCCUUGAGACUCGUAGGGUGACAUUGAGCCCUCAAGUUUAGUCACCGCUCGGAAUGGCUCUGAUAAUUACCAGAGCCGUAAGUGCAUUGCAGCCACACGCCCGACAGCUUUUACUUGUGCAAGCAGGAAGAGUUCAAGCAUCAGUUUUGCCAAGUACAACACAAGUUGCACACCUGACUUCUACACACGGCGAACCGUCAAAAUCCAGGCAUCCUCCAUGGCCGUAUAAAAAGCGUCCAUAUAAUUCCUUUUACCAAUACUUUGAUAAUACGAGGAAAAGAUUUGACGACAAUACUAAAGUCAUUGUCAUAGAUGGCAAUCUGGCAGUGGGGAAGUCGUGGUUUGGCGAAAAACUGGCCAAAGAAUUCGAUAUGAAGUUCUUUCCAGAUCCUAGAGAUUCAAACAUGUUUCUAACUGGAGAGAAUUUCGAUUUGAGAUCUCUAAAUGAGCAACUACCUCCAAGGAUUAGAUUCACAGAUCUGGAGACCUUCUACCAACAGAAGGCACCGAAAGAACAGCUAGAGUCCAUUGGGCGUACACUGUUAACCAUGUAUUAUUCCAGCUUCUUCGAAUAUGUAGAUGCUUUGGAGCACCUCCUGAACACCGGACAAGGUGUUGUGGUGGAGAGAGGUAUCUUUUCACAUAUGGUGUUUCAAAACGUCUUCCGUAAGAUGGGUUUCAUCACUGCACCUGCUUUGAAGUACAUGAAUUUUGUGUAUGACAACACCAUCUGUGAGCUGUGGCGCCCACACUUAGUCAUUUACCUUGAUGCACCUUUUCCUUUUCUGCGCAAAUUGGUGAACAAACGCAAUGUUAGCUAUGAAGUUAAUGGACCUGUCAUCACAGAUGACUUUUUGAAGACAGUGGACACAAUGUACAAAGAAAAGUAUCUGCCUGUCAUGGGCAAGUACAGUGAUGUGCUCACAUAUGAUGUGUCUGAUAUGCCAGACUGGGAGAUUAUUGUUGAGGAACUUGAGACCCGUAAUCUUGACACAAAGCCAUUUGGACAAAAUAAGUUCAAGGACUGGCAGUCCACAUUUGACAAUGACUACAAUCUUUACCGCAUGAACUUGGCUAAGAAAUGGCAGGUGCAGAGUCUUUUCAGCAUGUCUGUUCCUUGGGAUGCACCAGAGUUGUUGAUUCCAAACGACAUGUUACCAGUCUAUACGAACGUUGUCGAAGAGCAUCCAGAAGUAAAAUACGCUCCUGGAUUCAACCCUGAGACACACAAUGUACUGUUCAAGUAG